UUUGGCGCCUUGCCGCAUAGAAAGUGUGUGUUAGUUGUGUAUUAUUUGUUUUAAAUUAACGUGAUAAAAGUGAUUAAAAUGUACGAAUUAAAGGAAUGAUAUGUUGGAUAGCUGCCUUAAUAGCGACAUUAACUUCUUAUGCAAUAAUUAACUAUUACAAAGGAAGUGGAUCCAAAAGCAAAAUGUCGAGUAGAAAAUACCAAGAUGUUGAAUAUUUAACAGAUGAUGAAGAUGAAAAUGAAUCGGGAGUAUCAAAUGAAGUUGGUGAUUCUGGAGAAGGUGGAAGUGGUGAUUUUAAAAUACUUCCUACAUAUGGCAAGCGAAAAGGACUUUUCGAUUGGGAAUCAGGUAGACAGUCUCCGGAUUUUAAAAAGAAAUUGACUACAGAUGCAGAACAGUCACAAACUCCUGGAUUUAUUGAAUUGACUGACGACGAAUCGGACAAAUCUAUUUCACCUAGUAGAGCGUCUAUGAGGCCUCUUAACAGAAUUGUUAAAACUGAAGUUCCACAAGUUCUUAUACAUAAUGUAUUAAUGAUUUCAAAAGUCUCUGUUGAUUUACCAGUGAAACCUUAUCCGUGUCAAACGGCUGUGAUGGGCAUGCUUAUCAAAGGAUGUACUAAUAAACAGAAUUGUCUCUUGGAAAGUCCAACUGGAAGUGGAAAAACCUUAGCGUUACUAUGCAGUGCUCUCGCUUGGCAGGAUCAUUUUUCGAAGGAAGUGGCCAAAGAAGAAGAAAAGCUGAAUUCAGAAAUUGAAGCAAAGGUGAAAAAAGCUCAAGCCAGUAAAGACGAAGCUGGCGGUUCAAACGAUGUUAAGAAAGAUUAUGAAAUGGAUGUAGAAAUCGACGACGGUUUUCUCACUCUUAGCAAAGCGAUCGACGAAAUGGCACCCAGAACAAAAGUUCCGAAGAUUUACUACGGAUCGAGAACGCAUAAACAAAUUGAACAAGUAAUAAGGGAACUUAAAAAAACAGCCUAUAGAGAUAAACCAAUGACUAUAUUGAGCAGCCGAGAACACUCCUGCAUUCAACAAACAACUGGUAAAAAAUCGAAAACACAAUUAUGUAAUGAACUCUUGGAUCCACUGAAGAAAGUGGGCUGUCCUUAUUAUACGGAGAAAAACAAGACCGAUAUGGGUUCUAAUAUAAAAUUAAGACAUUACGGUAUUGAUGGACCAUGGGAUGUUGAAGACCUGGUUGAAUUGGGAAAAGAGAUUGGUUGCUGUCCAUAUUUUUCAGCAAGACAAUUAAUGGCCGAAGCUGACAUCAUAUUUUGUCCCUAUAAUUAUAUAAUCGAUCCUCAAAUUCGAGACACUAUGCAACUAGAUUUAAAGGACCAAAUAAUUAUACUGGACGAAGCGCACAAUAUCGAAGAUAUUUGCCGAGACGUUGCCAGCAAAACUAUUCGAGAAGAUGAAGUAGAAGAAUGCAUUAAAGAAUGUAUUAAUCUUGAAUUAGUAGUGCGUGACGAUAUAUUAAAAUCAACCUACAAUACUAUUUACGAAUACUGCAAACAAUUGAUAAACUUUCUCAAGAUUCAACUUGUUUCCCCAAUUAAUGGCGGUGAAGAAUCGUGCAGUGCUUACUGGAAGGGUGACGAGCUGAUGCAAUUAUUGGAAAUUAAUAAAUUGGGAAAACCAAUGAUGAGUCAAUUUAUCAUGGCUUGUAAGAAGGUUAUUAUAGAAUAUAAUAACGCGAAAGAAAAUAUUCGUGAUCAGGCGAAGAAAGCACCGCCGAUAAUAAUAUCAAUGAAUACAAAAAGACUAUUGGAGGAUCUUCUUUUUGUGAUCGAAAAAAUUUCUUCUAUUAAAUUCUCUCAAGAUUUUCGAGCUUGCAUUACGGAAAGUGAAGUCCGCGAUUAUAAAUCGCAGGUUGAGGACGAUGUUUGGGUUCGAGGUAGUCGACCAACAAAGAGACGCAUAAGAAUGUUAAAAUUGCUGUGUAUGUAUCCGGGGGUAAUUUUCAAACCGCUAUCCGAUUUGGCGAGAUCUAUUAUUUUGGCGUCGGGCACUCUUGCCCCUAUUAAUUCAUUCCAAAGUGAACUUGGAACAACUUUUCCGAAUAUGCUGCAAGCAAAUCAUGUUAUUCCAAGGGAGCAAGUUUACGUACGUGGGAUUGCAUAUGGACCAACUGGAAUUGGUCUCAAGGCGAAUUAUCAAAAUACCAACUUAUUUAAUUUCAAGGACGAAUUGGGAAGAUUGUUAGUUCAAGUGUCUGAAUCUAUUCCUCAUGGAAUAUUGUGCUUCUUUUCGUCUUAUAAAAUGAUGAACUUGCAAAUUGAAAGGUGGAAGGAGACUGCAGUGUGGCAACAAUUAGAAAACAAUAAACACAUUCUCGUCGAGCCACGAUUUGGCAACGAGUUAGAUGAAGUAAUGACGGAAUUUAGAUCUGUCAUAAAAGACACUUCAAAUUCGAAUAGAUUUGGUGUUACAGGUGCUCUUUUAUUCGCCGUUUUUCGUGGAAAAGUCGCCGAGGGAAUUGAUUUCAGUGAUAAUGAAGCAAGAUGUGUUUUAACUGUUGGCAUUCCGUUUGCUGUGAGAAACGAUCCGGCGAUAGACAUGAAAAUGAUGUACAACAAUCUAAAUAAAGCGAAGGGACUCCUCAAUGGAAGUGAUUGGUAUUCAAUUCAAGCUUUUCGAGCCCUGAAUCAAGCACUUGGAAGAUGUAUAAGACACAAAAAUGAUUGGGGAGCAGUUCUAGUCGUCGAUGAAAGAUUUGUAAGCAACGCUACAGUUAGUAAUCUUCCAAAAUGGGUGAAGAGCAUGUGGCGAAAUCCAUCGCGAGUAAAUCUUCCGGCGGAAUUAAAGGAAUUUGUCAAAGUUCAAAAAAUACAGGAAGAAGAACGUCUUCUUUUGUAAAUAAGUGAAGGACACUCUCGUUAAGUUUUCGAUUACAUUCGUUAGGUUGUAAAGUGAAUCGUCUUUGUUUCGUUUAGUUCGUCUAUGUUUAGUUUCUUUGUUUUUAACAUUUUUUUUAAUUUUUCUUUUUUUUAACUCUCAUCCUGACAGUGAUCGUUAAACAAUUAUGAAUUAAAUGAUUUUACAUAUA
Leptopilina heterotoma is the source of this 3048-nucleotide messenger RNA. Its product is annotated as Fanconi anemia group J protein homolog. Gene Ontology annotation, cellular component: nucleus. Gene Ontology annotation, molecular function: DNA helicase activity; DNA binding; ATP binding. Gene Ontology annotation, biological process: nucleotide-excision repair; double-strand break repair involved in meiotic recombination. The record is from RefSeq and is a predicted model, not a curated record. The transcript has 16 exons. Bases 96 to 2858 code for a protein of 920 amino acids. Lineage: Eukaryota; Metazoa; Arthropoda; Insecta; Hymenoptera; Figitidae.